Messenger RNA from Dicrocoelium dendriticum, 492 nucleotides. The record is from the annotation of a GenBank genome assembly. Lineage: Eukaryota; Metazoa; Platyhelminthes; Trematoda; Plagiorchiida; Dicrocoeliidae.
AUGAGUGGCCCAUCAGGCGCCAUUCGUCGCCAUCUUGGUUCCCGCGCUUGUUCUCGUCCGCACGCUCCUUUGCACCCAUUGUCAAGUUUAAUGUCUUUGGCUCUUUUUGAUGUCGUCAAGGGGAGGGUUACCAGCCUGAAGGAAUACGGCGCAUUCAUCAGCAUUGGCCACACUGGGAAGCAAGGUCUUCUGCAUCGUUCGCAAAUCUCCAACCACCCUGUCGAUAGAAUCGAAGAUGUACUAGAGAAUGGGGAGGAGGUCUUUUGCAAAGUUAUCAAUAUGCGAGAUGGAAGGAUCGGCCUCAGCAUGCGACUGGUAGAUCAAACCACCGGUCGCGACAAGGACCCAGACAACCUGAUUGCAUCGCCCGGCCACUUACUCAGCUCAGUCGGUGGUUACCAAUCGCUUAACGAAUUGGUCCCGUCCCGAACAUCACCUUGCGCUUCUGCCUCGGUAUGUGACCGCUGGCUCGAAGUAACGGUCGUCACUUAG